AAUUCAGGCUUCAUUUAUUUAUUGCGUUACUUCAUGUCUUUGAACGCGUGUGUUUGUUCGUAGUUCCGUGAAAUGAAGGAUUUAAUAAGAAAGGUGCGUUAGGACGUGGGAGCGACGCUACAGAAAUGUGUGCUCUGUUGCUUGAUGUAUAAAGAUAAACGGAAGCCUGGAGGAUCAGCAGAGAUACAAUUAUAAAACAUUACAGUAUUUAUUAAGAUAUUCCUGCGUUUAUUCGGUACAAACAGCCGGCUGAAGCACUGCUCUGUGAGCACACGCACACCAAACCAUCUGAAACAAACGAGGCGCAGCGGUUCAAUUACUGAAGGUAGCAGGACCAAAUCAGGAACUAAUCCUGGGUUCAGUGUGUACAGCACAAAUUCCAGUGUGCAAAAAACUGAGUAUACCAAAAAUUGCCUGGCAACAGCUGAGAUGAAACCUGAUGGUGUUGCCACAACGCCGGCUGACCCAACAGAAGUUGUUGUGGAGCCUGAGAAUGACACAGGAUCUAAUGGCCAGCCCCAAUUAGAUCAGAGUCCACCUUCACAGCCUGAAAAUUCAGAAAAUGUACAAACAGUAGAAAACUCUACAGCUGCACUUUCUCAGAAUGAGUUUAAUGGAAAGAUGCUGGAUCCGAAAACCAAGACCAAAGUCCCAGGAAAAACAAAGCCAAGUACAGUCGGCACUAAAGCAUCAAAUGCAUCAGGUGUAGCCUCUCGCCCUGCUACUGCUCAGGGUCGAGUGCCCAAUGGUGUUGCGAAGGCAGCUUCAAACAGUUUAGCCAAAAAACCUGUAGCUGUAACAUCAGAUACCAAGAAAACUACCUCUUUUGGAGUGGGUGCCCAGCCCAAGAAAGGUCCCACUGCUUCAGCCGUAGAACCAAGGACCCAGGUGAAGGCAGCUGAACGGAAACCUGUUUGGGCUGCUAAACCAGCAGUGACCUCUGCGAAUGGUUGGACGAGACCACAAACAGCUUCCACCGUGCAAUCUGCAGCAAGCAAAAAGCCACCUUCAACAGUCAAGCCCAAGACAACAGCAUCAAGGCCGGCUACGGCACCCACUGCCAAACUCGGUGUUUCAGCUGCCCCAAAAGCUGCUCCUGUUUCCAAAGCAACCAGGCCUACCACAGCACCUGCUUCUCGGUCUACCACUUCCAUAAUUCCAAGUAGAUCAGCCACCUCUGUUACUAAAUCUUCUGUCCCAAAAACGACCAUCACUGCUUCAUCUGCUGUCCUUUCUGCAUCAUCACAGUCCUCCAAGGUCUCAACUGUAGGAGCUAGAAAAGAUAUCAAAACUUCCACAAGUGCACCGGUCAGAAAACCGCUUGCCUCCACCACCACUCGUCCUACAGCUAUAAAGACCUCAAAACCUGAACCCCCAAAACCUGGUGUGGCUGCCAAACGACUGCCCACAGAACCCAAAACUUCUCAAACGAAAGCCGAUGAAACUAGGCAUGUGCCAACAAGGAAGGUUCAGCCAAGUCCCCGAAACACACCCACACGCCCAACAGCAAGGAACCAGCAACAAGGGGGUACUACCCCAGUCCUGAAGCGACAGACUAUUAAACCAACACAGUCUGUUUCACCAUUAGUCAUUAAGGAGAAGUCUGUUAAGGAUUCUACAUCAGUGUGUGCGGAACCCUCUGUAGAUUUAGCAAGCGUAACAUCCGUUGCAACAGCUGAAGUCACAGUACCUGCAGAAUCUGUUCCAGAAGUGCUAGUUCCUUUAGCAGUAGAGCUAGAACAACCAGAUCAACACACUAGUGAACCUGUGGAAGUUCAGAGAGAUGAAGGUGUCCCUGAUUCUAAUCCUUCCAACAUGGAUAUCAAUUUUGCUAUGGAACAAGCCAUCACGAAUGCAUUAGCAACAGAAACAGUAGCUGAAGAGCCCAAUGUUGUAUCAUCUAGUCCUACAGCUGUUAGCCCUGAACCAGAAUCCAAAAAAGCUAAUGACUGUUUUUUGAAUGAAGCUCCAACGGCACACAAAACGUCUCAAGAACCUGUGAUUGCCUCACCAUCUGAAGUUUUAGUUGCUGCCAAAAUGUCCCCUAAAGGGUUAGAGGUUGCUGAAAAAUCCGAGCAAAUUAUUCACAGUGUUGAUGAUGAAGAGGAGGAGGAAAAGGAAUGCAGUCAGCAGGUGUCCGUGUCAGACAUGAGUGGUACACAGCCCACUGAGGAAUCCAGGCCUGGUUCAGCUGGCUUUGCUGGCUCAGUAUGGCGUGCAGGUGGCCUGCUCUCAGAACUUGACUCUGAGGAUGUUAGUUGCAGCCAGCAGGGGGCUUCAGAGCUUAGUGCUCCUGGUGUCCUAGAGGGCACUGAAAGUAUGGAUGAUCUAGGUGAGGCUAGCCUAAAAGGUGCUGAUGGUGAUGGUGCAUCAGUUGGAUCUCCAGAUCUUGAGAAGGUUCCUGAUAUCCCCACCAAUGAAGAUGAUGAUGAUCAUGUUUGUGACAUGGACGUGGGGUCAGAAUUGGCAGACGAUUCACACAAGCACGGUCAUGAUAACGAUGACGAUGAUGAUGUGGAAAUGGCCAGUGAGGGAAUUACUGAAAGUGGUCUUGAGAGUUAUGGAAAUGCAGAUGAGGAUGACUUUGCAGAAGACUACAGACUGGACAACCUGAACCGUAUGCAGCCUUUAUCCACUGUACCUUCUGCAGGCCCAUGGGGUCAGGCAAACACUUCCCCUGACCCCUGUAUGCAGCCUUUAUCCACUGUACCCUCUGCAGCUCCAUGGGGUCAGGCAAAUGCAUCUCCUGACCCCUGUAUGCAGCCGUUAUCCACUGUAACUUUUGCAGCCCCAUGUGGUCAGGCAAAUACUUCUCCUGACCCCUGUAUGAAGUCACCACAACCAGACCCUACCUUACUCUCUGGUCCAUCCUCUAAUCCAUGGCAAACAGAUUCUGAAUCACCCACCCAAGAACCUGCACAAACUCUGCUUGGUGUUGAAAGUGCCAAUGAAGCCCCAUCCUCACCUGACCUUCCUGGGGAGCCCGCACCAAGAUCGCCUCAAUCUACUUUAAUGCACGAGUUGGAUCCCUGCCUUAAACAAGAUUUGACAUUUCAUUCCCAAGCCAUGAGCCCAUCAAGCACCCUGCAUGGUAACAAAAGCAUGCCCGAGGAGCUAGAAGAUUUCAAUGUAUGCUCUGAAAUAAACCCUGUUUCUGUUCUGCCAGACAUCGCGCAAGAUCUGGAUAGUCAUCUUGAUCAAGAUGAAGUGGAGGAACCUGAAACUUUACCUGCAGAUGACAAGAUAGCUUGUCUCACAACUGCACAGACAUCUGUGCCAUCUUCACCUUUGUUAACUACAGGUGACAAGGCUAGUGACACCGAAGGAGAGAUGCCGAUCAGUAAACCUAAUAUAGAAACUGGUUCCACAGGAAAUGGAUGCUUAAAUAGUAAGGAAGAUAUCCACCACCUGUCUGCUUCGGGUGAGUGCGAGGAGGCCUGUGUCGAGUUAGAGGGUGGGGGUGGUAGCGACACUCCUCAGUCUGCUACCUCAGGUGCUUCCUAUGGUUUCAACUCCAAUGCCCACUCUAGCACAGAGAGCUGUACCAAGAGUCCAGGCAUUUUCUCUCUUGAGAAUGAAGAGCAGCUUCCAGAUGAGGCCAAAGAUCCUUCCUUGAUUAAGGAGCUCACCCUUGCUUCUACAGAUGAUGUGCUUGAUCCUGUUCAACAAAGUGAAAACCAACUAAACACUGAGCAGCAGUACAUGCUCUGCGGGAAAGUCAGUGACGAGUUACCAGAGUCUUCCAUAUUGGGGGCCGCGCUGCCUGCUGAGACAGGCUUGAAUAGCAUUUUUUCCUCACAGCACCAGGAAGACUGGGAUCUUGAUGCACCCCAUCCGUACUUCUCGACAAUUUCUGAUAAGACUGAUACCUCCUUGCCAGGUAUGGUAAGGCCACCCAAGCACCAUAAUAGGCCACGUGUGGAUCAUGUGAUCCAUGUCCCACAUUUGUCUACAGACGUACCUCCAAGAAUGCCAAGUCUGAGCGGGAAUGCCCAACUUAUCCGACUGGAACAUCAUCAGCAGCAGCUCCAAGUGAUUAAUCAGAGACGGGAACAACAAAGCAAAUGGGCCAAAGGACCUGAGGGGUGUGUACAAGGGGAUGAAAAUAAGGUUGAAAAAAACAGGUUGGAAAAGGAAGAUAAUAAACAGGAGGAGGAAAAUAAGUUGGAGAAGCAGAAAAGAGACCUGCUCCAGCUACAAAUUCAACAGCAGCAGCAAGAGUUGAAGCAGAGGCAGCAGAUCAUUCAAUGGCAAGAGGAGCUGAAACAACAAAGCAAGCUGCACAAUAGACCUAACAAUGCUAUGACCACAGUACUGUCACCCUCUGGACUUGGUACUAUCUAUGAGACACUGGAGACCAGUGAUUCGGAAGAAAACUAUGAAAAUGAAGGUAGCGUAGACAUUAUGAUAGAAAAAAAAAUGAAACAUGAAAACUUCCCCAAAGAGACGUGCCUAAUAACAAACCCCACCAACACCAGUCCUCCGAUAGAUGACACAGACUCUCCAUACUCUGAAAGCACAGCAUCAUCUCCUGAACUUACAGAAAAACAAGAAAGGCUAACCUAUUCUAGUGCAACCAACAGCCCUCCUCUUUUGAAAUCCAACCCCCCACAAUGUCCCUUUCCAUUGGAGGUGCACUGGGGGAAAAGACCUGAUCUUGUUCAGCAGCUGAUUAACCAGACAUUGCUGGUGACUGGAAGCAACUGCUCCCCAUGUUUGCUUCUCCCUGAAGGGGCUGCUGGGACACUUAGCCCGCUGGAGACAAGGCUUUGGCCCAACCUGGCCCCACUUAGCCCUUCUUCUGCCACAGUGACAUCUGUUAGCAGCUUCUCACCUGAGAUUUCAGGUAGCUCGUCACAAGGGGAAUGGACAGUGGUGGAGCUGGAAACACAUCAUUAGUUCUGUAUUCACACU
Trichomycterus rosablanca is the source of this 4914-nucleotide messenger RNA. RefSeq names its product proline rich 36a (gene prr36a). The record is from RefSeq and is a predicted model, not a curated record. The coding region runs from base 430 to 4899 and encodes 1489 amino acids. The transcript has 6 exons. Lineage: Eukaryota; Metazoa; Chordata; Actinopteri; Siluriformes; Trichomycteridae.